Messenger RNA from Ilex paraguariensis (yerba mate), 990 nucleotides. The record is from the annotation of a GenBank genome assembly. Lineage: Eukaryota; Viridiplantae; Streptophyta; Magnoliopsida; Aquifoliales; Aquifoliaceae.
AUGCCUUCCGAACAACCCCCGCCGCACUCCGCCACUGUGCCACCAAACUUCUGGGGCGACAUGCCGGAAGAAGAGUACUACACCUCCCAAGGCCUCCGCAAUGCCCAGUCCUACUUCGAAACUCCAAAUGGCAAAAUCUUUACCCAAUCCUUCAUACCCAUUGACCUUCCCAUCAAGGCCACGGUUUACAUGACUCACGGCUAUGGCUCAGACUCAGGGUGGCUCUUCCAGAAGAUAUGCAUAAACUUCGCCACCUGGGGCUACGCCGUCUUCGCCGCAGACCUCCUCGGCCACGGCCGCUCCGAUGGACUCCGUGGCUAUUUGGGAGAUAUGGAGAAGAUUGCUGCGACGUCGUUGUCGUUCUUUGUGAGUGUGAGGGAGAGUGAAACUUAUAAGCAUCUUCCUGCUUUUCUGUUUGGGGAGUCCAUGGGUGGGCUUGCUACGAUUCUCAUGUACUUCCAAUCGAAGCCAGAGACAUGGACUGGUGUGAUGUUCUCUGCUCCACUCUUCGUCAUGCCCGAGAACAUGAAGCCAUCCAAGGUGCGGCUGUUCAUGUAUGGACUUUUGUUCGGAAUGGCGGACACAUGGGCAUCGCUGCCGGACAAUAGAAUGGUGGGCAAGGCAAUCAAAGACCCGGAGAAACUGAAGAUCAUCGCCGGCAAUCCGAGGAGAUAUACAGGGAAGCCAAGGGUCGGGACAAUGAGGGAGCUAGCUAGAAUGUGUGAGUUCGUGCAGCACAAUUUCCACAAGGUGACCGUGCCCUUUUUUGUCGCGCACGGGACCUCCGACGGAAUCACUUGCCCGUCAGGAUCGAAGAUGUUGUAUGAGAAAGCAAGCUGUGAGGACAAGACAUUGAAGCUGUAUGAAGGAAUGUACCAUUCUCUUGUACAGGGUGAGCCUGAUGAGAAUGCCAAUUUGGUGUUGGGAGACAUGAGGGCUUGGAUUGAUGAGAAGGUUGAGAGGUAUGGUCCAAAGUGUAACGGUAGCUAA